Molecule: messenger RNA, 1647 nt
Organism: Mercenaria mercenaria
Lineage: Eukaryota; Metazoa; Mollusca; Bivalvia; Venerida; Veneridae
Exons: 3
Coding region: 41-823 (260 amino acids)
Source: RefSeq, a predicted model, not a curated record
AGGCGACCAGUUUUUCUGUCAGCUGUUCAUAUUUGUCUUUAUGGGUGUCAGUAUAACAUUGUCGAGCCUGAGUGCAGGGAUGGAUGAUGGGGGUAGUUUUCCCUUUCCGUACGUUUUUACUGGCUUUGUUUUAGGACCUAUUCUUCUUGUCAACCUUAUAUCCAGAUGGUAUGUCGUAAGAGCUGUACAAAAGAAAGGGGUUACCAGAAAGAAUAUACUGGAAAUACUGAAUAAUACAACAUUUGGUAAACAUAUCUGGCCAUGGUCCUGCCGGGUGGGAAUGUUGUGGUGUAUUCCUGGCUCAAUACUUACAGGACUAGGUGGAGUAAACUGCGGAAUAGAAGAGAACCAUGAUAACGCAAACGUCACUUCCAGAGUAAAAAAUAACUGUUACUAUGAUAUUGAAGGAGUACACGGCGAAAUGUACAAAGGCUUAGCUAUAGGAUUAGUGGUCAUACACGUGUUUUCGUUUGUAUACCUGUUGCUAAGUAACUGUCCCGUGCAUAGUGUGCUUGAACAAAUAAAAGAAGACCCACGAAGAACAACAGCGACUCCGGCCAAUAAUCGUCCCGCUGCGGCCCCUGCUGCCACUGCCACUCCUGCUGCAAGCACACCACAGGCUUCAGGUAAUGGUGGAGCAGGUCAUGAAACAGAAAUGAAAACUAAGAUACAACAACUUGAAAAUAGAGUAAGAGAACUUGAGAGUAGAGAAAGACAAAUAAGAGAAUUAAGUGUGCUACCUCCACCACCGACAUACAACGAACUGAUGAACUCUGAUGGCUACAAGAGUACCGGAGCCCAUCCUGACAAUACUUUCUCUUAACUGCUUUACAGAAACAACAUUGAACAAAGAUAUUAUGUGAAUGAAAUGUACAAACAAAAGAACAAAAAACGUAUCACAAUCAACAGUAAAUAGUUUAUAUGUAGUAGUUGUUCCCUGUCAGAUGCAUUUUUGGGCGUUGUAUCGUAUUUCAUUCAUACUGAACACAUAUUUGUUUUGUUUUUGAAGAUGGCAAGAAUAUAAUUCAUUUAGAGUUUUAAAUCAAAAUUUACAGAAUAUCAAGACUGUGUGUGUAUAUAUAGUGGGUAUGAGGAUAAAAUUAAUUCACCAUGGUACAAAAGGCGAAUGCUUUUUAUCUGUAGUACCUCGGGUGUUUCUUUAAAAGUCCUUUCAUGAUAACAAAUCAAAACGAUACAUCAAGCAGAUAUUACUAUUUGUAUUUUGCAGGGAUAUAUGACUGUAUGUUUUAAUUUAUCGAUUUUUUAUUCUAUUGGAAAGUUACUUACACAUCGACACAAACGUGUUUGACACUUUGUGUGUUUUAUAUCAUUUAGGAUACUAUAUACCAUUUCAACCAUUUAUUCUAUAUCGCAAAUGUAUCUUUUAUUUUUCAUUUUCGUUCGAAAAGGGUUUGUUUUUUCUUUUCGUUAUAAUGACAAGUUAAUUAUAAUUGUUCUGUACUGUACUUAACGUUGAGAUCAAUCAAAGCUGUUCCGUAAGGUUAUUCAAAUGUCAUUUGUUUAUUAUAUCUGUUACCAAGGAGAAGAAUUCUAUAAUACUGGUAUUUUGUUCUUAUCCUUUCCUUACUAUCAUGUUAACUUCUUGUUGUAAUUGUACAAAUCUAUGGAAUAAAAAUGUUUAAACUA